GCAUCUAAUGGUCGGGAUGUAUGAAGAGAAAGCAAGGGUAGGGAAGUUGCUUUGUAAUUAACCCGGUACAACCAGAGCGGACAACUGACACAAACCUCGUUUUUUCCUUCACAAUUAGGGCCAGGACAAGAGCCAUGAGGAGGUUGUACUGACGCACUGUCACACAUCCUGGUGUGUGGUGAUUCCACCAAAACAGUACAGAUGAUAGACAACGGUCAUUUCCUGUCAUAUCUACCGACGGAAUCAAAAGAGAUGGGUAGUCCAGACAGUCUGAGUUAUGAUGUCAACACUCACCGUCUCUUGGUCGGAACACAGCUGGACAACAAAAAGUUGUAUGUCUACAGGUAUAUCACUAGAUAGGACAAUCUGACAGGCAGCAUAUAAGAAAAUACUAUAAAGAUGGAAAGCGCUACCGAAAAUCGUGAAUGCUGCCUCAUCCGGAAGUUUCGAGUGUCCUUACGACGCCAUCUUUUAUUCAUUCUGACUCUCUCGGCUGUCAUCGUUGGGUUUACAUUGGGCUUUUUAUUACGUCUGGCCGAACCGUCAUCAGAUGCACUACUAUGGCUGGGUAUGCCUGGGGAGCUAUUUUUACGUUUGUUGAAAAUGAUGAUCAUUCCUUUAUUGGUGUGCAGUGUCAUACACAGCACAGCAUCUUUGGACCCCAAGUCUAACGGCAAGAUUAGCGUUCUAACCUUCACCUAUAUAUUGCUUACUAAUAUGCUGGGCUGUCUGAUAGCGAUAGCGUUGUUCUACGUCAUCAAACCAGGUAGUGACAGCCCCCUAGUGGAAGGCAAACCAAACGUUUACGAGGCCGUCCCACAGGAUAUAUUUGCAGAUUUACUCAGAAACAUUUUUCCAGAUAAUGUGGUGGAGGCAACAUUUCGACAGACACAGACGAAAUAUUCCCGUGAAAUAGUCGAGCCAUUUCCAUUGGCUGAUAAUUCAACCCGACAGAACAUAUCAACCAAUCAACCAGCACCUGAGGUUGUUCAAAAGAUUGUAAAAUCUGUUGAAAAAACAGAUGGACCUAAUAUACUCGGUGUAGUCGUUGUUUGUAUGUUUUUGGGAACGGCUGCUGGCAGACUGGGAAAGAAAACCAAACCGUUUCUUGAGUUCUUUGCCGUUGGCAACGAUAUAGUUCUACACGUGCUCCGAUGGUUCCUUUGGAUGACACCACUUGGUGCAUGCAGUCUAAUCGCAAGCUCCAUAGCAGGUAACCGUGACGUCACAGGCACCUUCUCCAACCUGGGACUGUUUGUUCUGACUGUUACAUUAGGGAUUAUUCUUCACCAGAUGCUGUUUAUGCCCGUUAUCUAUUUUCUUACUAUAAGAAGGAACCCUUUUACAUUUUUUAUAACUGUUGGACGAGCCUGGUUGAUAGGAUUCGCUUCCGGCAGCUCAGCUGUAGCUAUUCCAGAAAUGUUUGAAGCUUGUGACAAAAAUAAUAUCGACAAGAGAGUCAGUCGAUUUGUCAUUCCCUUCUGUGCGACACUUAACGCUGAUGGCAGCGCCCUCUUUAUCACUGCCUCGGCCAUGUUUAUUGCCAGCAUUUCCGGUCACCCGCUGGCAUUUGGAAAAGUUGUAACUCUCUUUUUACUGACCGCAAUAUCUAGCCUCGCCCUGCCCGCUGUCCCUAGCGCCAGUAUCGUGGCCAUUAUCAUGGUUCUGACUUCACUCAGCAUUCCAGUUCAAGCUGUGUCCCUGCUGUUCGCCAUGGAAUGGUUCUUGGAUCGAAUCAGAACUGCUGCGAAUGUUUUAAGUCACACCUGCUGCGCAGCCAUUGCACAACGCUAUUGUGGACAGGAUCCCGGGACAACAAAAGAGCUGGAAAUGCUUGAACAGGAAAUUGAACUUGUUGUACAUGCACCAGAGACCCGUAAUUCUUAAGAUCCCGUAUUGCGCAAUUAAAAUAAACAUUUGACCGCAAGAUUAACAUGACAACGCAUCUCAAUACUUCUGAAUUUCAUGAUUGGAUAUGUGUAAUCAUAUGAAACUUCAUCUACUCUAAUUCUUAUUCACUUUGUGAAACACUGUUUAUUUACUGCUUAUUUAACACAUAAGUAGACAAUUAAAACAAAAUAUUUACUUUUGCAAGGAUUCACUCCUUCUAAGUACACGAAAUAUUCA
Molecule: messenger RNA, 2127 nt
Organism: Magallana angulata
Lineage: Eukaryota; Metazoa; Mollusca; Bivalvia; Ostreida; Ostreidae
Product: excitatory amino acid transporter-like
Exons: 11
Coding region: 400-1887 (495 amino acids)
Biological process (GO): L-glutamate transmembrane transport
Cellular component (GO): plasma membrane
Molecular function (GO): neutral L-amino acid transmembrane transporter activity; glutamate:sodium symporter activity; L-glutamate transmembrane transporter activity
Source: RefSeq, a predicted model, not a curated record